UCUCUCUCUCUCUCUCUCUCUCUCUCUUCUCUCUUUGUUUAUUCAGUAUACUGCUGUAAUUAAAAUCAGGGAAACUAUAACCAUUACUUGUGAAUAUAUCUAUUGAUAGUAUUGUACUUGAUACAAUCUAGAUUUUCUUUCACAUAUAUAGUCCAGCAAUACAGAGUUUUAGAUAAUAAAUUAAGAAAGCAGAUACAAAAAUUUUAGUAAAGUUGCUAUAUUUUUUGCUUACAAAAUUUUACCUUAAUUUUGGAGAUUUAUUUUAUAUAAUUACUAACUUUAUUUCAAGUUCCGAGUUUUUGUUACGAAAGACUAUAGUCCAUUAACAAUUAUGCAAAGUGAACUUCAUGAUAUUGUUAAAUAUCGAUGUGCAAAUAAUGAGAACAAAAAUGAUGAUGACUUUAAAAAAAUUAAGAAUAUGUUAAAACAGUCGCCGCAUGAAAUAUCAAGAUACCCAGUAACAGUUUUUCAGAAUACAAUUUCUCCUACAAAUUUUUCUGUGGCAGAGUUAGCAGAAAAAUUCUUAAAUGAUUUUGAAUAUGUUGAUUUAGAAAAAACAUCAAUUCCAGGGUUAUAUGUUAAUUUAAAAAAACAUAAAAAAGUAAAUUCCAACGUUCUUAGCUUAUUAAACCAAAGUGAGAUAUUACGAGGGGAAAUCGAAAUUGACAGUUCAGAUAAAAAAUCUAUUAUUCAAGCAUAUGAAGAGGCUAUUUCUAACAUAGUUUCUAAGAAACGUCGUUUAAUUUAUGCUAUGAAUAUUUCAAGAGUAGAAGAUUUAAAUUCGUACUUAGAUGAUUUGCCGCAUAACAUAAGUGUUGAAUUAAAUAAAGAUCUUGGACAUUGCUCAGGAAUUAAUGUUCCUUCUUAUUACGUAGCUGGACAUCAGUUAUUUACUGAUAUGCAUUGCGAAGAUUCAAAUCUGGAUAGCGUAUAAACAUUAUUCAUGGUGGAUUGCCAAAUUCAUUAAAAGCAUGGCUGAUUAUUGAUGUAAAUCAUAAUAGCAAGUUUCUCCGCAUUGUAUCAAAUGAUAUUCGAAAUUUGAAAAAGCAAGGCAAAAGUUACACCAAUUCGUGGCUUGAUGGUUGCUCAAUGCCUGUUAAUCACAAAAAUCUUGUAAUAGCACCAUCAUAUUUAAAAAAACACGAAAUUAAUUUUGACAUAGUAUUACAGCGUCAAGGUGAUCUUGUCUACGUUGGAUGCUUCGUGUACCAUCAAGUUAUAAAUUUUGGAUGCAAUUUAGCUGAAGCAGUUAACGUCGGAAGUUCCUUUUGGAAUUUGACCAGCAAUUUAUGCUGUCCUUGCAUAUGCCCUGGUAAUGCUAUUACUAAAUUGGCGCGCAAUGUACAGUCAGAAAAUUUCAUAUGUGAAAAAAAAGUUAAAAAAUAUUUUUGCGAUAUUAAUAAUUGUAGUGCCUUUUUUGAGAAUGCCAAAUCAUAUAAGUUUCAUAAACUUAGUCACAAUGAAACUGUGUUUCAAUGUCAAAAGUGUGUCAAAAAGUUUUCUACAAAAGAGUCUUUGAGAAAACAUAAUAAAAGAGCUCAUGAACAUAAUGCGCCAUUGUGCCCAAAUUGUAAAGUGCCACAAACAGCACAAAAUUUGGCAAGGCAUAUUAAGAGAUGCUAUCUCAGAAUUUGUAAAAAAUGCAACAAAAUCUGUAAACCAAAAGGAUUUGGUCCUCAUGUUGCAAAAUGUCAGGAAAUGUAAUCUUGAAUUUAUUUAGUUAUAGUAAAAUCUUAUGAAAAUGGUGGAUACGUAGUACAGCUGAGUAAUAGAGUUACAAAUUUUGAACAUCCAUAAGCGGACCUCCGUCUUGCAAUAGUGGACCUCCGUCUUGCGAAAGCGGACCUCCAUUUUGCGAAAGCGGACCUCCGUCUUGAGCAUAAGAACCGCAGUCUUGUGCAUGUGCGCUUAUAUGUUAACAUACAAUGUAUUAUGGAAUAUGAAAAAUUGUACUGUAUCGGUAAAAGUAAUAUGUGCUUCAAAAUAAUUUAGUUAAAACCAAUUGAAUUUACUUUAUUUUUACAAAAAUAUGAUUACUUGUUGAUGUUUAAUUUGAUUAAAUUACAAAUAAAUAUUUUUUCCU
Molecule: messenger RNA, 2083 nt
Organism: Nasonia vitripennis (jewel wasp)
Lineage: Eukaryota; Metazoa; Arthropoda; Insecta; Hymenoptera; Pteromalidae
Exons: 4
Coding region: 332-934 (200 amino acids)
Source: RefSeq, a predicted model, not a curated record